Erigeron canadensis is the source of this 2752-nucleotide messenger RNA. Its product is annotated as glycerophosphodiester phosphodiesterase GDPDL3-like. Gene Ontology annotation, biological process: lipid metabolic process. Gene Ontology annotation, molecular function: glycerophosphodiester phosphodiesterase activity. The record is from RefSeq and is a predicted model, not a curated record. Lineage: Eukaryota; Viridiplantae; Streptophyta; Magnoliopsida; Asterales; Asteraceae. Bases 220 to 2505 code for a protein of 761 amino acids. The transcript has 8 exons.
AAUAAAAGAAAGCUAUUAUUAUUAUAUUAUUAUUUAUAUUAGUAUACUAUAAUAGGGACCUCACAAAUUGUGAAAAAGUCUAGUCUUUUGAUCUUGUUAUUUAUCUAAUCUAUAUAUCUAUAGCUCCCCCAGAAAAAAAAAAAAAAAAAAAAAAAGGAAAGGAAAGGAAGGGAGAGUAAUAUAAGGUCAAGUCAACAACCCAAGUCUUUUUUGUAUUUGAUGAUGCCGGCGGCAAUGCGGCAAUGCCUCGUGUUUGUGUUUCCGUUGUUACUAAUCUCGUUGACGUUGGUCACUGCUCAAGGAUCCGGCGGCAAUAAUACUUCUCGAUGGCCAACUCUCAAUGGAGACCGGCCAUUAGUUGUAGCACACGGUGGAUUUUCAGGACUGUUUCCUGGUUCAAGUUUUAAUGCCUACACAUUUGCUCUCAUCACUGGCCUACCCGAUAUGAUCCUGUGGUGUGAUGUCCAACUGACCAAAGAUAACUUUGGCAUUUGUUUUCCUGAUCUCAAUCUUCAAAAUUCUUCCACAAUCGAACAGGCCGCUAAUAAGUCGGCUCAAAACACCUACGAUGUCAAUGGCGUUCCCACCACCGGUUACUUUCCUAUCGAUUUCAACAUCGCUGACCUUGACCAAGUCUUCUUAACACAGGGUAUUUACUCUAGAACUCCAUACUUUGAUUAUGCCUCAAAGAUCCUUACUGUUGAUGAAUUGGCGGCCCGACUUACCCUACCAGCGUUGAUCUGGUUAAAUGUCCAGCAUGAUGCCUUUUAUAGGCAACAUAAUUUCAGUAUGAGAAACUAUGUGAUUGCUACUUCAAGAAAUGUUGUCAUUAACUACAUAUCCUCUCCCGAAGUAACCUUCCUUCAAAGUAUCGCCCCACGAUUCAAUCCCAGAACCACCAAAUUAAUUUUCAGGUUUCUCGGAAAAGAUGACAUCGAGCCGACCACAAACACCACAUAUGGUUCACUUUUGGGGAACCUGACGUUUAUUACGACCUUUGCUUCUGGGAUAUUAGUUCCUAAAACUUAUAUAUGGCCGGUGGGUCGUGAUUUGUAUCUGCAACCUUCUACUUCCUUGGUCUCCGAUGCUCAUAAGGAGGGUCUGCUUGUUUUUGCUUCCGAUUUUGUGAAUGAUGUUCAGCUACCAUACGAUUACAGUUAUGAUCCUGUACGAGAGUAUCUCAAUUUUGUUGAUAACAAGUUCAACUUUGCUGUCGAUGGUGUGCUUUCUGAUAACCCAAUCACCCCAUCCGCGGCAUUUGACUGCUUAUCUCACUUGGGCCCAAACAAAACUCAAGCAAAACCAUUAAUUAUAUCACACGAAGGAGCAAGUGGUGACUUUCCGGGUUGUACUGAUUUAGCGUAUCAAAGAGCUGUUACAGAUGGUGCAGAUAUCAUCGAUUGUCCUGUUCAGUUGACGAGUGAUGGAAUACCCAUUUGUUUAGGCUCUAUCAACCUCCUUGACAGAACAACAGUUGCCCAGUCAAGUUUUAUUAACAUGACAUCAACCAUUCCCAAUCUUGGUUCUGGAAUAUUUACUUUCAGUCUCACCUGGGACCAGAUUCAAACCUUAAAACCCGCGCUGUUCAAUACGUAUUCAAACUAUUCGUUUUUAAGAAAUCCAAAAGCUGUUAAUGAUGGGAACUUUAUGACACUAUCUGACUUUUUGAACUUUGCUAGUAAUGCUAGUGUUUCUGGUGUUUUGAUCAACAUUAAGAACGCAGCUUACCUAGCCGGUGAGCAGGGAUUAAGUGUAACAGAUGCAGUAAUGGAUGUUUUGAAUAAAUCUAGGAUAAACAACCAGAGAACCAAGAAAAUCUUGAUCCAGUCAUCGGAUAGUGCAGUUUUGAAACUGUUCCAAGCAAGAAGCAACAGACAUGAACUUGUUUACGAGGUUGAUGAGAACAUACGUGAUGCCCUCAAUUCAACAAUUGCAGAUAUCAAGGAGAUUGCUAAUUCCGUAAUCGUUGGGAAAGAGUCAGUCUUCCCUCAAAAUAAUGGAUUUCUUAUUGAUCAGACUGAUGUUGUAGCAAAGCUUCAUGCUUUCAAGCUCCCUGUGUAUGUACAAUUCAUGAACAAUGAGUUUAUUUCACAGCCAUGGGACUUCUUUUCAGACCCAUAUGUCGAAAUUAACUCGUAUGUUAAUGGAGCUAAUGUGGAUGGAGUCAUUACAGAUUAUCCAGCUACCGCUGACAGAUACAGAAGGAACAGUUGUUUAAGGCUACCAGCAGAUCAGCGGCCAACAUACAUGUCUCCAGCAGCGCCAGGUCAAUUGUUUCCGAUCAUGACACCUCAAUUGAUGCCACCAGCCGAGGCUCCCAACCCAGUUUUGAUAGAUGCUGAUGUGGCUCAAGGACCCCUGCCUCCAGCUGUUAAGCCAUCACCCCCAUCUGGCGGGUCAACAGCACCACCCCGUGCUUCACCAAGUGGUCAACCACCCAAAGCUGUAGUAAGGAUUCUGUUUUCUCUUUUGGCUAUAGUUGCAACACUUGCAUUGCUGUUUUGAGGUGAAAGAAGAAAUGCACAAUGAUCAUUCCAUGUGUAUGUGUAGUAACGAUUCCAUGGCUAGUUUAGGACUACAUACCUACUUGAAUAUUGUCUCGAUCUCCCUUAAUUUUGAUAUUGAUAUUGAUAUUGUAAGUAGUAUUACAUUUUAAUUGUUGUAUUUAAUUUUGAAAAUGAACAUGGAUAAUGUGGCUGUGAGGAAUUCUUUCUUUCUUUGUACCAAAUGAAUAAAUACUGGGUUUUUUUAA